AUGAUCCCGUCGGAGCUGAUGAACAACAUCGAGUCGCGGAAGCAGAGGGUGUUCAUCAUGCUGGAGGAGGUGCGGCGGCUGCGCGUGCAGCUGCAGCUGCGGACGAGAGACGCGGAGGAGCCGCCGCCGCCGCCGCGCGAGUACGAAUCCGUCGUCCCGGGCUUUCCGCGCAUCACGGAGAACAACUACAACGACUACUACAUCUACUGGUCCGCGGUCGUGAUCGGGUUUCUGAUCUUCGGCGGGCUCAUCGCGCCGCUCGCGGAGGUGAAGCUGGGGAUGGGCGGGACGAGCUACCUGGAGUUCAUCGAGUUCGUGGGCUUACCGCGGCAACUCGCGGAGAUCGACCCCAUCGUCGCGUCCUUCACCGGCGGCGCCGUCGGCGCCAUCAGGCGCGUUCUAUACACUGGUCCCCAUACGACCGCCGCCUUCUUCGCGAUCGAGAUUCAAAACUUUAAGGAGCAGGAGCGGAAGCUGUGCAUGUACUGCAAGGGGACGGGGUACCUCACGUGUGCGGAGUGUUCGACCAGCGCGAGCCCGGGGCGUCUGGUCGACCCCUCGAGCGGGAGUAAGUGUUACUGCGGCGUGUGCAUGGGCACGGCGAAGGUGAUGUGCACGAGUUGUCUGUGCACGGGACGGGGGAUGGUGACGGAGCACGACCCGCGGAUCGAUCCGUUCGAUUGA
Micromonas pusilla CCMP1545 is the source of this 684-nucleotide messenger RNA. RefSeq lists its product as uncharacterized. The coding region runs from base 1 to 684 and encodes 227 amino acids. The transcript is spliced from 2 exons. The record is from RefSeq and is a predicted model, not a curated record. NCBI's taxonomy places the organism in Eukaryota, Viridiplantae, Chlorophyta, Mamiellophyceae, Mamiellales, Mamiellaceae.